Molecule: messenger RNA, 2598 nt
Organism: Lathyrus sativus (Indian pea)
Lineage: Eukaryota; Viridiplantae; Streptophyta; Magnoliopsida; Fabales; Fabaceae
Source: the annotation of a GenBank genome assembly
AUGGCUGAAUCAUUUGUGUUCAGUAUUGCUGAUUCACUCCUAGGGAAGCUUGUUUCUCAUGCUUAUGAAGAAGUUUCACGAGCAUAUGGUGUGUAUGAUGAUCUACAACAAUUCAAGGAAACUUUGUCAAUCGUCAGAGGUGUUCUGUUGGAUGCUGAGUAUAAGAAGGACCAAAAGCAUGGGCUGCGUGAAUGGCUGAGACAGAUUCAAAACAUCUGCUAUGAUGCUGAAGAUGUACUUGAUGGAUUUGAGUUCCAACACAAGAGAAAGCAAGUUGGCCAAACAUCUAACAAAACUGGGACGAAGGUACGUCACUUAUUUUCUUCCUCUAAUCCAAUUGUUUUGCGUCCUAUGAUGGCACACCAAAUCAAAGAGAUUAGGGAAAGAUUAGAUAAGGUAGCAGCUGAUGGGAUCAAGUUUGGUCUAACAAAUAUUGAUGUUGGUCCUGAACCUGUUUUGCAAAGGAGUGAAUUGACUCACUCCCAUGUUAAUGCUUCAGAUGUAAUUGGUAGGAAGAAUGAUAAGGAAAAUAUUAUCAAGCUUUUGAUGCAACCUCAUUCUCAGAGUGAUGGUGAUCAAAGUUUGUGUGUUAUUCCAAUUGUGGGAAUUGGAGGAUUGGGGAAGACCACACUUGCAAAGUUGGUGUAUAAUGAUAAGAGGAUGGAUCAACUUUUCCAAUUGAAGAUUUGGGUUUCUAUGUCCAACAACUUUGAUACCUGGCACAUAAUUAUUAAAAUCAUCAACUCUCCCUCUGCUUUUGGUCCACCAAGUGUUGCUUACCAAGAAAACCUCAACAACUUAGAUACUGAAUUGCUUCUAAGUCGUCUUAGACAUACGCUUUCUGGUCAGAAAUUUUUUCUUGUGCUUGAUGAUAUAUGGAACGAUGAUCGUGCAAAGUGGAUGGAGUUGAUGGAUUUGAUAAACAUUGGUGCAGCUGGAAGUCGUAUCAUUGUGACGACACGUAGUAAAUCAAUUGCUAACAUGACAGGUACUCUUCCCCCGUAUGUUUUAAGUGGUCUUUCUCAAGAUGAUUGUUUAUCUUUGUUUGUCAAAUGGGCGUUUAAGGAAGGUGAAGAAAUUAAACAUCCAGGUCUUUUAGAGAUUGGAAAAGAAAUCGUGAAAAAAUGUGCAGGGGUUCCACUUGCUGUCAGAACAUUAGGAAGCUCAUUGUUCGCGAAAUAUGAUUCAAAAAAGUGGAUAUCUCUAAGAGAUUGCGAGAUAUGGAACUUUGAACAAAAGAAAGGAGAUAUUUUGCCUGCACUAAAGUUAAGCUAUGAUCAAAUGCCUUCCUAUUUGAGGCAAUGCUUUGCUUACUUUUCCCUUUAUCCCAAAGAUCAUGCCAUCUCUAUUGGUGACAUUACCCGUCUUUGGAUAGCUCAUGGAUUAGUAAAAUCUCAAAAUAGAAGUGAACAACUAAUGGAUAUUGCUAGAGAAUAUAUAGAAGAGUUAUAUUCUAGAUCAUUUCUUCAAGAUUUCGAAAACUUUGGCUUUGUUGUAACAUUCAAAGUACAUGAUUUGAUUCACGAUCUCGCUAUUUAUGUUGCAAAAGAGGAGUGUGUAGCAGUUGAUUCACAUACUGGAAAUAUACCUGAACAUGUAAGGCACUUCUCAAUUAUUGGAAAUAAUUCUACAGAUAAAGUUUCGUUAUCCAACUCAAGAGGUUUGAGAACUAUAUUAUUUCCCGUCAAAUGGGUGAGCACUGUCAGCGAAACUUUGUUGGAUACAUGGAUAUCAAAAUACGAAUACUUACGGUAUUUUGACUUAAAUCGUUUUUCCUUUGAGACGCUGCCUUCUUCAAUUGCUAAAUUGGAGCACUUGCGAGUUCUUGACCUUUCUUAUAAUGCAUAUAUCAAAAGACUUCCAAAUUCUGUUUGCAAACUCCAUAAUUUGCAAGUCUUGAGGCUCAUUGGAUGCACAAAGCUUGAAACAUUGCCUCAAGGGUUAGAGUUAUUGAUUAGCCUUCGAGAAUUGUAUAUAACCACAAACCAAUCAGUUAUGUCACUGACAGAACUAGAAAACUUGAAGCACCUUCAAGUUUUGGUCUUUUAUAAGUGUGACAAUAUGAAGUUUCUAUUCAAUAAGGUGCAACAACUCACUUCUAUUGAAAUAUUGAAUGUUGAAUCAUGUGGUAGCCUAGAGUCCCUACCUCUCUUCAUUUUUCCUAAAUUACUAGAUCUUGCAAUUUCAGACUGCCAGAUGCUAAACUUGACUUUGUACAAUGAAAGCUCAAUCCCAAAGUUGAUGAUGAAACGUUUAUAUCUUGGAAUACUCACAGGAUUUCUGACAAUUCCUACUUGGAUUGAAGGUGUUGUAGAGACUUUAGAGACUUUAGAGAUUGUUGGACUUCCCGAUUUUACGACACUUCCCGAGUGCCUAACAACAAUGACUCGUCUCAAGCGCCUUUGGAUUUUGUACUGCCCUCAACUGUUGAGUCUUCCAAGUGACUUCCAUCACCUCACUUCCCUUGAAGAUUUAGUCAUAUGUGGUUGUCCUAAGUUAUUCCAAAAAUAUCAGCCUGAGUUUGGUGAGUAUUGGCCCAUGAUUGUUAGCAUGAAAAUCACUUCAAUUGCAAUUCUACAAGGAGUUGUUGAGGAAUGA